Penicillium salamii is the source of this 1017-nucleotide messenger RNA. The record is from the annotation of a GenBank genome assembly. NCBI's taxonomy places the organism in Eukaryota, Fungi, Ascomycota, Eurotiomycetes, Eurotiales, Aspergillaceae.
AUGAUGCUCAAGUACUCUCUGGCAGCGGCUCUCGUGGCUCUCGUGGGCACCGGUCUUACUCAACAGGUAGACGGUGCUCAGUUCAACAACCCAACUGCCGGCCCUCCGGCUAGUUAUUUCGCAGCGGCGGCAACAAUCCCCGUCGCUGCUUUGCAGAGUGCAGCGACUCAAGUCAGCACUGCUGCAUCAAAAUCCACAUACGCCAUCAAUAACAAUGGCGGUGCUCAAAAAGUCACUAUUCACAGUGACUGGUCCAAAUUCUCGGAGGGUGCGGCAUUCGUCUUCGUUGCGGAUAUGGAUGUGGACUGCGACGGCUUGAACCACAAUUGCAAGGGCAACCCCGAUGGACAAGCCCAGACCAACUUCGGGGCUCUCUCGGCAUAUGAGGUGCCCUUCAUUGUGAUUCCCGACAACUUUGCCACUGCGUACCCCAGUGAGUUCCCGGGAAAUAACCUCGCUGCUGUCAUUUGCAACGGGAAGAUGUUUUAUGGCAUCUACGGAGACAGCAAUGGAGAUACUCCAGAGGUCAUUGGGGAGGCAUCCUGGCUGAUGGCCCGAACCUGUUUCCCGGGUAAGGAUUUGAACGGAAACGCUGGCCACGGUGCUGCCGAUGUGACUUACAUUGUUUUCAGUGGAAGCGAGGCAGUGCUUCCCAGCAGUGCCUUGAACAAGAACUACGUCACCAACUUCAGCACCUUGCGCUCCAUGGGUGACAAGCUGGUCAACUCUCUCGCAAAGAACUUAGGCCUGGUUGCUGGAGGAUCACCUACCACCUUGAUCACCACUGCGAUCGGUUCUUCGCCGACGAGUGGCUCUUGCUCGUGGUCGGGACAUUGCGCCGGUGCUUCUUGCUCUAGCGAAGAUGAUUGUUCCGACGAUCUGGUGUGCAAGUCUGGCAAGUGUGCCAGCUCAACUUCUUGUUCGUGGUCCGGACAUUGUGCCGGUGCCUCUUGCUCUAGUGGAGAUGAUUGCUCAGACGAUCUUGUCUGCAAGUCUGGCAAAUGUGCCAGUCCUUAA